Molecule: messenger RNA, 725 nt
Organism: Varanus komodoensis (Komodo dragon)
Lineage: Eukaryota; Metazoa; Chordata; Lepidosauria; Squamata; Varanidae
Gene: UCK2
Product: uridine-cytidine kinase 2
Exons: 7
Coding region: 1-708 (235 amino acids)
Cellular component (GO): cytosol; cytoplasm
Molecular function (GO): ATP binding; kinase activity
Source: RefSeq, a predicted model, not a curated record
AUGCACCAGGCGCUAUCGCUGUCGUCUGUCUGUGCCAAAAUAGUCCAACUGCUGGGACAAAAUGAAGUAGACCAUCGUCAGAAGCAGGUUGUCAUUCUGAGCCAGGACAGCUUCUACCGUGUUCUCACCACGGAGCAGAAGGCCAGAGCUCUCAAGGGCCAGUUCAACUUUGAUCACCCAGAUGCCUUUGACAAUGAGCUGAUUGUCCAGACCAUCAGGGAGAUCGUGGAGGGGAAGACGGUGCAGAUCCCUGUGUACGACUUUGUCUCCCACUCUCGCAAAGAGGAGACCGUGACUGUGUAUCCUGCUGAUGUCGUGCUCUUUGAGGGCAUCCUGGCCUUCUACAACCAGGAGGUGCGGGACCUUUUCCAGAUGAAGCUCUUUGUGGACACAGAUGCAGAUACCCGGCUGUCCCGCAGGGUUCUCCGUGACAUCAGCGAGCGAGGCAGGGACCUCGAGCAAAUCUUACUGCAGUAUAUCGCCUUUGUCAAGCCAGCCUUUGAAGAAUUCUGCUUGCCUACCAAGAAGUACGCGGAUGUGAUUAUCCCAAGGGGAGUGGAUAAUCUCGUCGCCAUCAACCUGAUCGUGCAGCACAUCCAGGACAUCCUGAGCGGCGGCCCCAGCAAGCGCCAGCCCAGCGGCUGCCCGAACGGCCACGCCGCCCCCCGCCACCGACGGCGCUCGGAGUCCAGCAGCCGGCCGCACUGACCGUGCGCUCGUGGGGA